GCGCGCGAUCUCCUCCCCGAAGGUGUCAACCUGCUCGCGACCAGCUCCAACGUGUUCUCCAAAAGUGAUCACGCACGAUCGGACGCACGCAUGCACUUUUGUUUCUCCACGCUUCACUCUUUUCGCCCUCCUCUCGCGCGUUCGCCCUUUCUUCUCCGCGGGUUCGACGAUCUUGUGAAACGGACCGCUCAGUGAAAAGUUCGAGGGACAUUCCUUCUCCUAGAUCCGAACGGGGAGAGUCGUAACUAUUUCGAGUCUGGCACGUGACACUUUUCAGCUGGCGACGACUAUCAUGCUGGCCGGGAUCUUCGGGGACAACAAUGAGGAAGCUGAAUCGACGUAACGCUCCACGCCAGGAUGGCCGGUUGGCCGUUCAGCACCGCGCUGCUGUUCAGCAUCCUCAUCCUUGUUCGCGGACGAGGAGUGGUGCUGGACAGUCAAGGGCCGGUGCUGGUCUCGGAACCGCGCUCGAGCGUGGAGUUUUCAAACGACACCGGGGCGAUGAUCCACUGCUCGGCCCACGGCAGUCCCUCGCCGAGGAUCGACUGGUUGAUGGGCGAUGGCUCGCCGGUUCUACCGAUACCGCAUAUCCGUGAGAUGCUGAUGAACGGCUCCAUGUACUUCUUGCCGUUCGGCGCCGAGAGCUACCGGCACGAUGUCCACUCGGCCGUUUAUCGGUGUCAGGCGUCGAACAGCGUCGGCAAAGUGCUCGGCCGUGAAAUCACGGUGAAGGCCGUGGUACGCCAGAAGUACGAGGUACAAGUGCGGGAUGCCUAUGUCCUGGCGGGCAAUACCGGGGUGCUCAGGUGCGAGAUACCGGCCUUCGUCAAAGAAUACGUCGCGGUCACGUCCUGGUUAAAGGACUCGGCCUUUAACAUUUACCCGUCCGCGGAGAGCGGUGAGAAAUACCACAUGCUGCCCACCGGAGAGCUACUCGUCUUUUCCGUGGCUCCCGCUGAUGCCCACUCGACCUAUCGAUGCCGCACCGUUCACCACGUCACCGGUGACACCGUGGAAAGUUCUUCGUACGCCAGACUUGUAGUUACCGAACAUCGCAACUCGUCACCGCCGCGAUUCAACGAACGAAUGAAUCCCGCACCGAUCCGCACCGGCGAGACGAUCGUGCUAUUGUGCAUCUCGCAGGGUAACCCGCCGCCGACGUAUCUCUGGUUCCGCGAGUCCGUGUCGGGCACGACGAUGGUCUUCAAUUCGGAGAGGAUACACGCGCGGGCUGGCGUGCUGGUGCUACAGCCGGCCCGUGUCGAGGAUGCCGGCAGAUACGUCUGCCACGCGAACAAUACCGCCGGUUCCGAGCGGGUCGUGCUGGAAGUCACCAUCGUAAGCAGCCUCUCCAUCCAUCUUGCGCCUCAACAGGUAACUGUGGAUCUGGGGAAGGAUGCGGAGUUUCAGUGUUCCGUCACUGGUCAACCACAUCCGGUAAUCUCGUGGGCAAAGGAUGGUCUUCCUAUACGCGAAGGAUCUUCGGGUAGGAACAAAAUUACGGGUAACGAUGGCUCGAUGUUGCGAAUAUCUUCUAUCGUGCGGGACGACAAAGGGAUGUAUCAGUGUUUCGCCAAAAACGACUACGAGAUGGUGCAAGCCACGGCUGAAUUGCGUUUGGGAGAUGCAGCGCCUCAACUUCUAUACAAGUUUAUCGAGCAGACGAUGCAGCCGGGUCCCUCGGUGUCGCUCAAGUGUAUCGCGAUGGGCAACCCCACGCCGCAUUUCUCCUGGACACUGGAUGGGUUUCCUCUUCCACAAAACGAUAGAUUCAUGAUAGGCCAGUACGUGACGGUGCACGGCGACGUGAUAUCCCAUGUGAACAUAAGCGCGGUGCGGGUGGAGGACGGCGGCGAGUACAGGUGCUCGGCGGUGAAUCGCGUCGCGAAGGUGCAUCACGCAGCCCGGCUCAAUAUUUAUGGGCUGCCUCAUGUGCGACCGAUGGGAAACUACGCCGCCGUGGCCGGCGAGACGACCGUCAUCAAGUGUCCCGUCGCGGGCUUCCCGAUCGCCAGUAUUACCUGGGAGAAAGAUGGUCAAAUAUUACCGACCAGCCGUCGUCAGGAUGUGUCCACAAACGGUACUCUGGUGCUGCAUCGGGUUGACAGCAGCACCGAUCGCGGUGCGUACACAUGCACCGCGAAGAACAAGCAAGGUCGCUCCGAUUCGCAGACCAUUCACAUCGAAGUAAAAGUACCACCUAAAAUCGAUCCGUUUAGCUUUCCCGACAAUAUCCAGGCGGGCGCGCGGGUCCACGUGACCUGCGUGGUCAGCGAAGGCGACUCGCCCCUGAAGAUCACCUGGCUGAAGGACGGCAGGCCGUUGAAGCCGAGGGAGGCCGCUACGCAUCAGAUCGGCGAGUUCGAUCUCGCAUUGAGGAUACAGAGCGCGUCGACCACGCAUAACGGCAACUAUACUUGCGUGGCGAGCAACGACGCCGCCAAGACAUCCCGCACAGCAUCCCUCCUGGUCCAUGUACCGCCACGCUGGGUGGUGGAGCCGCAGGACGCCCGCGCAUCGGAGGGGAUGCCCCGAUUGAGCCUGCAUUGCCACGCUGACGGGUUCCCGCCACCGCUGGUCACGUGGCGGCGAAGUAGCGGCAGAAAACCAGGGGAUUAUCACGACAUAGCCAGCCACGAGCACAUGCAGGACUUGAGGAUACACUCGAACGGCUCGCUGGUGUUCGGCCGGGUGCAAGAGGAUCACGAGGGCUUUUAUCUGUGCGAGGCGGUGAACGGCAUCGGAGCCGGGCUCAGCAAGGUCGUUUACCUCACCGUCAAUGUUCCCGCGCAUUUUGUGGAAAAGCAUCGCAAUCAGACCGCGAGACUAGGCUCGAACGCCUCGUUACGCUGCGAGGCAAAGGGCGACCACCCUUUGAAGAUAGCCUGGAAGAAGGCCAGUUCCCAGUUGGAUCCAAAGCUCCCCGACUAUCGUUACACCCUGAAAGAAGACAAUACCACCGACGGGGUCGCCAGCGUUCUUGGCUUCAUCAGUACCAGCCGCGAGGAUAGCGGAAGGUACUUUUGUAUCGCGUCCAACACUUACGGCCGCGACGAGAUGACGAUUCAUCUUUAUAUCCAAGAGCCGCCAGAUUUUCCACGGAAUCUUCACGUGAUCGAGAAAGGCAGUCGCCAUAUCAAUCUGGGCUGGACAACUAGUCAAGACGGGAACAGUCCGAUUACCCAAUACAUCAUCGAGUAUAAAACUGAGUCAGAGGUAUGGCAUGAUCACACGUUCCAUUCGACGGUGCCGGGCACACGUGCUCGCGGCCACGUGAGCGGUCUACGCCCAGCUGUCACUUAUCAGUUCCGGAUGUACGCGGACAACGAAUUGGGUCGGAGUCAAGCGAGUGACAUUUUAGAGACGACAACGGAGGGGGAGAAGCCCGGCGGACCACCGCGAAAUCUCAAAGUGGAUCCCAUCAGCUCGACCGAGUUCAACGUCACCUGGGAUCCGCCCGAUCAUGAUUUAUGGAACGGCGAAAUACUCGGUUAUCACGUCGGCUACAAGGAACAUAGGUUGGGGGCAGAGCAAUACACGUACAAAACUGUGGAAAGACGGAUCUCGACGGCGAGCGUCGCCCUCGGUUUAGCAAGGACAUCCAUGCCCGGACGACAGCAUCACUUGACGAACUUGAAGAAGUUCACGCGUUACAGCGUCGUCGUUCAAGCGUUCAACGCCCUCGGUCCUGGUCCUAUGACGCAGGAAAUUGUGGCGUCGACACUCGAAGAUGUCCCGAGUAAUCCUCCACAAGACGUGCGUUGCACCGCGCUCUCGUCAACGUCCUUGCAAGUCUCGUGGGACACCCCGCCCGAUUCUAGUCUGAAUGGGAUCUUGAAGGGUUACAAGGUCAUGUGGGAGAGCACAGAUGUUCUGGUGGAGUCGACCAAGAUCACGACGGAGAUGAAGAUCACCAACGCUCUGACGGUGAUGAUCCACGGGCUUGAGAAGUACAUGAACUAUUCGGUCCAGGUCCUGGCGUCCACCAGGGCGGGAGACGGCGUCGCCUCGUUGCCCUUUUAUUGCGUGACCGAGGAGGACCUGCCGGAAGCGCCGGCCAGCAUCAAAGCCGUCGCUAGCUCGGCCACGGCCAUCAUCGUCUCGUGGCAGCCGCCCCUCAAGAGCAACGGCAAUCUUACUGCUUAUAACGUGCAUAUUCGAGGAUUGGGACCGGAAAGCAAGUGGCAUAGGAGGACCCUACCGCCGUAUCAGACCAGCUAUCAAGCCGAGGAUCUACACAAAAGAAGCCAGUACGAAUUCACCGUCGCGGCGGUCACCUCGGUCGGCGAGGGCUCGCAGACCUCGUCCGUCACAAUCUCACCCUCCAGCGAAGUUCGUGCCGCCAUAUAUUCAUUCGGCACCGUGCUCGUCGUGCCGUGGAAGCAAGACGUCAUGUUACCUUGCGAAAGCGUGGGCAAGCCCGAGCCCUCUAUUAUUUGGAAGCAAUGGGGUCAGAUAGUCAAACCAUCCGCCAGGGUGUCCCUCCAUAUCAAUGGAUCCUUGCAGAUUGUCGAUCUUCAUAGAGAGGAUAGCGGAAAUUACACUUGCUUCGUGGAGAAUCGCCACGGUUCCGACCAAAUAACUCAUCGUUUAACCGUGCAAGUUCCACCUGCGGUGCCAUUAUUGCACGCGACCAGUACCAGUAGCAAUUCCAUCAACGUGCAAUGGAAGAACGGCGACGACGGCGGUUCGCCGAUCCGCGGAUACAUUUUACACUACAAACGCGAGUCCGGUGAAUGGGAGGAAUUUAAAGUGUCGCAUAAAGUGAGCAGCUUCGUCCUGCCGCGGCUCUGGUGCGGCAACAAUUAUCAGAUGUACCUGACGGCGUACAAUCGCAUCGGCAUGGGCAGACCCAGCGAGAUCGUCAAGGCGACCACGAAGGGCUCGAAGCCGGACGAAUCGCCCGGUACCGGCGACAAGUUUAUCACGGUCAAUGUCUCGUGGAUUACUCUGCACUUAAGUACGUGGAAUGACGGGGGUUGUCCCAUAACGUUCUUUGAGCUAGAGUACAGGAAGAACGGCGAGAACAUCUGGACGUUAGUCUCGAAUAAUAUAGAGGUGCAAAAAACGUAUACUUUGAGCGAAUUGCAGCCGGGGAUUACUUAUGACAUCCGUAUAAGAGCCCAUAACGAUGCGGGCUCAUCGGUGGCCGAGUAUAAGAUAACGACGUUGCAGCCGCAUAUUAGCACGACUAUAUCCGCUAUCGAGAUCGAUCAUUACAUCCCCCAGCACAAUUACUCGGAUCUGAAGCUCAUCGUACCUCUGGUGUUAAGCUCGUUCGCGGUUAUCGCCGCGGCCGGCGCUAUCUUUUACUGCUUCCGCAAACGUCCUUUUAUGGGUGACAUCGGGAGUCUGAACGACGCUCAAACCGCGGCCGCCUUAGACAAUAAACAGAAUAUGGAACAGCGCGAGCAAUAUUACGCCACCGUACGUAAACCGCUUCGUUCGCCAAUACACGAGAUGGCUACGUUAGAAAAAAUACCAGAAUAUUCGGAAGAUAUCUACCCGUACGCCACGUUCCAGCUGGAGGAGAGCGUUCCUGCUGGAGGCGACAGCCGCUGCAAUUCUGCCGCGCCUCUCCAGACCUUCGUCUAUCACGACCCUCGUCUCUCCACUGCCGAUACCCUUCAGUUACGAGAGUCGGAUUGCAACCGGUACACUAAGGUGCGCGGAGGCCGUUCGUCCUCUGCGCCGUUACACAAAGCGCACAAGGUCAGUCAGGGCAAGUCCGAGUCGGAGGAGUACGACACCCUGGGCUCGGACAGCGACACGGAAGUCGGGACCAGCAGCCGAACCGAGUCUUCCAAUCACCUCGUCGAUUCGCACCACUCGGCAUCUGCGGCCGACUCGCGCGUCCACAACUUCCUGUACCAUGGACCAGAAUCUAGCACGUCUACAGAACCCUCACCGAUUUUUGAGAGAAAAUCGUUUCCUGGAAGGGGAAGACCCAAGAUGUUACAGCUGGCGCGUCAUACCAGCGAGGAGGCCCGUGCCAACUUCGGGUCAAUCGCCGGGCCUGGCCAUCCCAAGCACCAGUCGGGCAAUUCCUAUGCCAAUCGGGAACAGGAACGUGACGGAUCAGGAAACCUGUUCGUCCCCAAGCUGGACCCACCCUCGGGCUUCUCCGACGCGUUUGAGCUAAGCGAGGCCGAAUGCGACUUCGAUCGCGGCCACAACAGCCAACGAAACGUCCGUGACUUUGUAAUCGCGGUGUAAAUACGUGUAAAAGCCUCCGAUGAGAUAUACGAGAACCCCGUCGUAAAGUAAAAGGAAACAAAAAAAAAAGAAAUAAGACAGGAAAAAAA
This is a messenger RNA of Formica exsecta, 6305 nucleotides long. Its product is annotated as Down syndrome cell adhesion molecule-like protein Dscam2. Gene Ontology annotation, biological process: axon guidance; cell-cell adhesion. Bases 358 to 6216 code for a protein of 1952 amino acids. Lineage: Eukaryota; Metazoa; Arthropoda; Insecta; Hymenoptera; Formicidae. Gene Ontology annotation, cellular component: axon; plasma membrane. Gene Ontology annotation, molecular function: protein binding. The transcript is spliced from 26 exons. The record is from RefSeq and is a predicted model, not a curated record.